Molecule: messenger RNA, 2454 nt
Organism: Osmia bicornis bicornis
Lineage: Eukaryota; Metazoa; Arthropoda; Insecta; Hymenoptera; Megachilidae
Gene: MED20
Product: mediator of RNA polymerase II transcription subunit 20
Exons: 5
Coding region: 97-714 (205 amino acids)
Biological process (GO): regulation of transcription by RNA polymerase II
Cellular component (GO): mediator complex
Molecular function (GO): transcription coactivator activity
Source: RefSeq, a predicted model, not a curated record
GAACUGCGCAUUUAACUUGCGCGCGUUCUUUCUUUUUGACAAGUGUUUUGGGUUGUGCUUCUCUGGUGUGUUCAACUCUAAGACAACGAAUAAAAAAUGGGUGUUACUGUAUUGCAACAGUACCCUAUGAUCGAGAACAGAACCGGCCCACAGACGAUCGAGUUCUUGACUAAACGAGUGGUUGCUCUUGGUGCUGUUCAAACUGGCCAGUUCCUGGUGGAUUGUGAGACGUACGUGUCGGUGCCACAAUUGGGUGUUCAAAGGACCCUCCACGUUCUCCACAACUCCGAGCAGCCAGCAUCCGUGUUCGCCAUCCUGGAAUCCGGGAACAAGGUGGUGCCAUUGAUAGCGGACGGACUAUUCGAUCUGUUAAUGUACAAAAUAUCCAGCAUCUACACGAACAAGAUGCAGAAAGUCGAAUCAAAAGGUCCACGGUUCGAAAUCGGUGAUUUCUGCGUGAAACUCGGCAGCGUGACCAUCAAUCAAAAUUUCAAAGGUGUCCUCGUCGAGGUGGAAUAUAGACCUUGUGUUGUUCCGGGAAGCGCAUGGGAAUUGAUGCGUGAAUUUUUGCAGGGGUUCCUUGGAUCUACCGUGUCCAAUCAAGCGCCACAAUAUUUACAAAAUCGAAUGAAUGAUAUUUAUCAGCCUUUGGACACGAUACAACAAUAUUUGGAACACUUUGGGCAAUACAGAAAAGCCACAGGUGUAAUUUAAAAAUUAGGCGUUUCUUUGAACUUGUUCAUUGUAAGUUUUAAAUUAUUCAAUGUUUAUACAGCACAUGACUGAUAAGAGAAAGCACUACGUUAUAGUGAAAUGAUUGAUUUAAUAAAUGGAAAAUAUUGUGCAAAGCUUAUUUUAACUUUAUAUGUACCACUGGUGUCAUGUGGCUCUUAUAAAAAAAAACCUCUCAUUGUACCGUGGUGACAUCUAUCCAAAUCUUCGUGCACUUUUUGAUGAAUGCUUUAUCAAUAGAGCUAUUCUUAUCGACUAAAUUAUUGAUAAUGUAGGAAUUCAUAAUCUAUAAUAAACAUUUUGGCUGUACUUCCGAAAACCUCCAUGCUCCAAAUUGGCUGAAAUUUUGAGAAUAGGUUUCUUUUUAAUAAAAAUGAUGAUUCCAAGAAGGGUUUUUGGCAACUUGAGAAAAAAAAUUUUAUCAUUUGGGUGUCAUUCCCUACUUUACCGACGCAAUUAUAACAGCCGGAAUACUUGAGGCAGAUUUGUAGGCGGUUCUGAGGCUGAACUUUUCUUCAGGGGCCCAAAAAUUAUGGCCUUUUUUUAUCUUCUUGAAGCAUUUAACGAGUAGAAUCUAAAAAUCCUAGUUUUAAGACGCGAAACCCAUCGGUUCAGAAGUUAUGCGUGUGUAAAACUGAGUGUUUUUAGCGUAUUUGACAGGUAACUGAAAAGCAGCCGGCCACGCAUGCCAAAAUCAUUGAUAUCAGUUAUCCACCCGUUAUGUCUAUUGGUUUUUAACUGUCACGAUGGCUUUGUACACCGACGAGAUACUGUUCUCGUCGUUGUAGAAAGCGUAGAUAACAGUAGAUGCUAUGCCGGUAAAAUAGAGAGUGACAUUCAUCUGAUAAAUUUUUUUUCGAGUCGCCAGAAAUUCUUCUCGCAAUCAUUUUUAUCAAAAAAGAAUCUAUUUCCAAAAUUUGAGCCAAUUUGGAGCAUGGAGGUUUUCAGAAGCUUAGCCAUUCUAUUAUUUAAUUUCAAAUGCUCCAAUUUACAGUAUUUGAUAAAAUGUACAAUUAAUAUUUUCAGCGAAAAUAGAUGAAAAAUUUGUGAAACAUUAUAUGUAUACGUGUAAUUAAAACAAGUACUUAUGUUUUUAUAAUUAAUGAUUAAAUUCAUUUUUAUACGUAGUUGUAUACACGGUAUUGAAUGAAAUAAGAAUAUUACUAAUUUUUUGACUACUAACGCCUUACCUUAAAAUUUGUCGAAUCAUCAAUUUCUAAUUUACUUGCGUCACAUUCAUAAAUAUUUAUAAACGAGUGAGGUGCCAGUUUUUCAAUAUACCUUCAUUACCAUAGAAACAUUGCUAAUAUCGUAAAUGUUACUUUUUCUUGUUACAUUAAUUAACACCUUAACACCUUAAUAUCUUGAAGUAUAAUAUCACAAAAAUAAUAAAAAGUAUGCUAAUUUAAACAAUCGUUCAUUGUAUUUAAAAUUUUAUCGUAAACUUAAAUAUAAAAAGUUUAUAAAUAUCUAUGUACAAAGUAUAUUAUGAAUACCUGUAUUUUUUUCACCAAUUCUACUUUUAACGUCUUGUUCUUCCAAUUUAUUUAGUACCUAACACACACAAAAAAAAUGUGCAAUGUAUUCAUAAGUGAAUAUUAAGAAACGUGAUUGCGAAAGAAAUAUAUCAAAAAAAGUAAUAGAUAUAUUUAUAGAAUUUAAUCCAAGUUCAAAGUUCGGAUAUGUAAGCACAUUUCUUUGCAUAUCAAAUAGUGAUUUAAU